Messenger RNA from Danio aesculapii, 3178 nucleotides. RefSeq names its product guanylate kinase 1a (gene guk1a). Gene Ontology annotation, molecular function: GMP kinase activity. Gene Ontology annotation, biological process: purine nucleotide metabolic process. Gene Ontology annotation, cellular component: cytosol. Lineage: Eukaryota; Metazoa; Chordata; Actinopteri; Cypriniformes; Danionidae. The record is from RefSeq and is a predicted model, not a curated record. The coding region runs from base 140 to 766 and encodes 208 amino acids. The transcript is spliced from 8 exons.
CAUAGUUGAAUUUAUAAAAUGACCAGCUAGUGUGUGCGUCCCAUGCGAUUCUAGGUAUUUUACCUAGCAAAGUUCAACACGUCUACACACUAACCAAACACACAACUGUGUCCGACACACAAAAUAAACAGACGAUGUAAUGAGAGCUCACGCCACGGGGAAAGCGAUGGCUGGACCGAGGCCUGUGGUGAUGAGUGGACCGUCCGGGGCUGGAAAAAGCACACUGUUGAAGAAACUGCUCAAGGAGUUUGACGGUGCAUUUGGAUUCAGCGUCUCCCAUACAACGCGAAGCCCACGUCCAGGAGAGGAGAAUGGCAAAGAUUAUCAUUUUGUUAGCAGGGAUGUCAUGCAGACGAGUGUAGCAAAUGGUGAAUUCAUUGAAAGUGCAGAGUUUUCAGGGAACAUGUACGGGACAAGUAAAGCAGCUGUACAGGCAGUUCAGGCACAAAAUCUGAUUUGCAUUUUGGACAUCGACAUGCAGGGAGUGAAGAACAUCAAGAAGACCGAUCUCAACCCCAUCUAUGUGUCCGUCCAGGCCCCGUCAAUGGACAUCCUGGAAAAGCGAUUGCGGGAUAGAAAGACUGAAUCGGAGGAAAGUCUACAAAAACGUUUACAUGCUGCUAAAGUUGACGUGGAAAUAAGUAAAGAGCCUGGUUUAUUCGAUGUGGUCAUUAUCAAUGAUGAUCUUGAAGCAGCGUAUGGAAAAUUAAAAGAAGUUCUUCUUAAGGAGAUCCAAUUGGUCAGAGAUGCCAACAAAUCCAGUUAACCACGGAAACCUCUCCGUUCACUUCCAGCGAUCUCAAAUCUGAACAUUCCACCCAGGAAAGACUUUAUUCUCCAACCGCUGAAUGUCUCACACACACACACAUACACACUCAACCUAAAGGUGCAGGAGAACAUUAUAUAUUCCAUGCGGAGGGUAGUUUUCUGACCACAUAUGUUUGUUACUUGAUUCCUCAGUUGAAGGUCAAAAAACGUAGAUUUAACCAAGAAACACUCUAUAAAGUCCUCAGCUUUGGCUUUUGUUUUAUAAUGAAGAUGCUGGAUUUGAUAUAUCUGACUGGCAUGUUUACUAAUGAGCUUCUCCAAUGCUUUCAGUCCUGCUUUCAUUCAUAUAACUGCUUUUUUAAAGUUAAUAACAUGAUGGUAAUGGUUGUGUUUGGUCUGCUGGUGUCUUGAAUUACAGAAGUAGCCUCGCAUACAGUUGAAGUCAGAAUUAUCAGCCCUCCUGAAUAUUGUUUUACUCAAUUUCUGUUUAACAGAAAGAUUUUUUUCUGAACAUAAUAGUUUUAAUAACUCAUUUCUAAUCACUGAUUUCUAUUAUCUUUGCUAUGAUGACAGCACAUAAUAUUUUCACUAAUAUUCAGCUUAAAGUGACAUUUAAAGGCUUAACAAGGUUAAUAUCGGGUAAUUGGGCAGGUCAUUCUGUAGACCAGGGCUCACCAAACUUGUUCCUGGAGGGCCGGUGCCCUACAGAUUUUAGCUCCAACUCUAAUCAAACACACCUGAACAAGCUAAUCAAGGUCUUACUAGGUAUACUUGAAACAUCCAGGCAGGCGUGUUAAGGCAAGUUGGAGCUAAACUCUGGAGGGACACCGGCCCUCCAGGACCGAGAUUGGCGACCCCUGCUGUAGACAAUCGAAAAAAAUAUUGCUUAAGGGGGCUAAUAAUAUUGACCAUAAAAUACUUUUAUUCUAGCCGAAAUAAAACAAAUAAGACUUUCUCCGGAAGAAAAAAUAUUCUCGGAAAUACUGUGAAAAAAUCAUCAUUUGGGAAAUAUUUGAAAAACUUCACAGGAGGGCGAAUAAUUCUGACUUCAACUGUACACAUAACAUCCCUAUUGAUCAUAUUUAAGUGAAGCUUUGUAUAUUUGUACAAAAUGUCACGUUUACCGGCGUUAAAUGAGUUUAAAGCCUAAACAGGACAGGUUUUUUAACGCAAGGCAGCUUUUAAACACAGCCACAAGGGACACUUUUAGUCUUACAAUACAGAUUUAAAGCAGUUUUAAUGUGCAUCUUCAAACUGAAUGAGCAUAAAAUAAUUCAAAAUCAUUUUAUACAAUACAAAAUAUUAGUUUUCUUGUUAAUUUGAGACCUUUAUGCUAAUUAGCAGGUAUAACGUUUGAUUUCACAUACACAAAAUAUUAGUUUCUCUAAUAUCAUGAGCAAAAAUCCGUCAGAGUUUACAUGUUACUCAUUGUCUAGUGUGAAAAUGAUAUUAAUUUUAAUUAUGCUAAACAAAAAGGCACAAUUUUAACCAAAUAUCCAGACACCAGCUGUUCUAGAAAUGUAUAAUGACCUUGUGUAUAGUUUGUGUUGUGUAAUAACUAGCGCUGAGCUCAGAUUAAUCAUGAUUAAGCGCAUCCAAAAUCAAAGUUUGCCUUAAUAUAAUGUGUGUGUGUGUGUGAUGUGUAUAUUUAUUAUGUAUAUAUAAAUACACACACAUGCAUAUCACUGAGAAAAGGCUUAUAUUUCGAAAUAAAAUACAUAUGUGAGAUGAAUUAUAUAUACACAAUCAUAUACAUUUUGCAUACAUCUAUGCAAAACAGGUUUGUAUAGUUGUGUUUUGUAUUACAUAUACUUAAUAAUUAUAAUACAUACACAAAUGAUUUCACGGCUGUCUGGAUUACUGUAUUCUGAUUGGACAUUCCAUAUGUCAUUCCAGGAUAACAACCACUAAAUAACGCAGGGCUCAUCCGGGAACUUCUAAUCACCUCGAGCGUCACUGAAUACAAAUCCAUAUGCUAAUGCAUGCUAACGGUCUAAUCCGAUUCAAUGAUCUAUGCUAAGCUAAGCUAAAAGGACGCACAUACAUAUGUUGUGUCAAAAUGAACAUUUAUUUUGGAUGCAUUUAAUCAUGAUUAAUCUUUACCCAGCGCUUGAAAUAACUAAUAACUUUUCCUUUUUACAAACCAACUUUAUUUAUAUUAUUAUUAUUAUUAUUAAUUUUAGCAUUAGAGUCUAGGCUUUUUGUGGGGUUUUAGGGAAUCUUCCAAACCCGAAUCAUUCCUCGCUGCAUCUUAAACUCUUCUUUGAAAAAGCAUCUCAAGCAUUUGCAUUUUGCAUCAAACCUGUUAAGAUAUAUUCAGUGUCUAAGAACAAUGUGUGGAAUAAACGCCACUGUUUUAUUCUGACAAACGUGCAGUGCAAGUGGAAUAAAACUACACAUUAUUACUGUU